Molecule: messenger RNA, 4987 nt
Organism: Zalophus californianus (California sea lion)
Lineage: Eukaryota; Metazoa; Chordata; Mammalia; Carnivora; Otariidae
Gene: CCDC120
Product: coiled-coil domain containing 120
Exons: 11
Coding region: 1962-3962 (666 amino acids)
Source: RefSeq, a predicted model, not a curated record
AAUGUCCAAUUUCCUCUCCUGGCAUGAAGCCGAUUCCUUGCCAGAAACGAACGAGAAGAAGGGGUGGGGUAGAAGAGAAGCCAGAGUCCCCCUUCUCCACAGUCCCCCCUUGCUCCCUGGCCCCCUUCCUCCCCCUGGGGAGUAGCCUCUGCCUUCCUGCAGCCUGGGGCUUUGCCCCUGGGGAAAGCCCAGAGCGGGCUAUUGAGAAACUGCUUCCCGACACCAGCCUGCCUCCAUCUGUUCACCCAGAGCAGGGGACAGUCCCGGGCACUGGGAGUUGGUAUUUGCCCCGAUAGUGGAUAGUGGCGAGAUAGGGAAAUGGAGGGUCCCACUGAGGGUGGUAGGGCGCCACCCAGGUGAGGCGUCUCGGUUGUAAACAGUCAUUACGGCCAGGAAUUUCUUUCUCGGCUGUGCUGUCAGAAGGGCAGACCUGAAAAACCUGCUGGGCCCGCCUCUGGGUGUGUGUGUGUGGGGGGGGUCCCCUCUGCAGCUCUCCUGCUGCGGCCCCAUCCCGCGACAGGACUCAGGGGCCGGGGGAGGUAGUUAGGGAAGGAACUGCUGGGACCCCCCUUCUCUGCACCUCCAGGUGGGGCUGGGGCAGUUCUGGACCCUAAGGCAAAGGUGCAGAGGGCAGGCAAGCGGAGGCAGGGGUUCGGGAGCUGGGUGUGGGGGUGUGGGGCGUUGACCCUGUGUCUAGCCUACCCGGUGACCCCAUGACUCAGGCCCUAGCUAUGUCCCCGAGGUCAGGCUGACAGGGUGGAGUCGGGGUUCCUGUCUAGACCCCGUGUUGACUUCCAGGAUGCCAUGAGCUCCCAGGGAAGGAAGGCUCAAGGCAGCCCAGCGUGGGAUGUGGGACCAAUCCUGGUGAAUGGGCCCACCGGGGAGGCGUUGAAGUUCCUGUUGGGGUGGAGCCCUGGGAGAGUUCCUCAGACUCAACCAGGGGCUGGAGAAGAAGGAGCUCCAGGAGGCUCGGGGCCCAAGAGGCUGAGCUGGGACCUCCAGGAAACCUCGCUGUGCUGGGCAAUGUCAGGCCUUGGAGGGUGGUCAUCUGCAGAGCACACGUUGCUGCCUGGGUGUGCAAAAAGGCUUUAGGGACUGACCCCUGCUACUGAGGUUGAGGACAGGGAACCACUGUUUUCUGGGAGCCGGUAGCAGGACUGGUGGCACCAUAUUAGCAGCUUGGCCGCCUCCUGCAGCAGGUUGAUGGGGAAGGGGCUCGAACCCACACCUCCUUGGCCACCUGGGUCUUCUUCACACCUGGCCGCCACAGCAAGCUGGGGAUUAAGAGGGGCGGGGACCUCCGUGGCCUCAUGAGGCCCUCCCAGUUGCCUGCCGCCAGCCCGAGCUCAGGCCAGGUGGUGGGAGGUGAUGUCACCUGGCUCCCCAGCUGGGGACCGAGCAGGAUGUGGGAGGGAAGGAGCAAACUCCAGAGGAGGGGACGAGGGCAGGGCUGGCAGCCAGCCAAGGCAGGCUCUGUGGUCAGCCAGGGUGUCUGGGGGCAGAGAAGGAAGUAGGAGGCAGGAGGCUUGUUAUCUGCAGCUGAGGACUUUGCUGCUCACUGUCCCAGCAGGGGUGACUCCGCUCUGCCUGGUUCGGGACCGGGACCGACUGGGGUGGGCAGAGGGGCUGGAGGGGUCCGGAGGCCUAGUGAACACUCUGCGGCACUGGGGCCGCAGGAUGGAAUCGGGACAGGUAGAGACCCACAGAUCUGGGCUAGAUCCCUAGCUUGGCUCUCUCACUUACGCGACAGCCAUUCAUUGAGUGCUCACUGCUCUCUCAGAAGUGUUCUGAGUGCCAGAGAUCCCGGGAAACCGGACAGGCAAGACUCCUGACUGCGGCCCAUGGGCCUCUGAGGAGGCGUCGUAAGUCCGCCCAGCUCCCCACGUGCUGUGCUUCCACUCAAUGGGAAGGGAGCCGAGGCCCUGUCCAGCGAUCAGCCACUGCCUCUCGACGGCACCAGGAUGGAAGUCAAAGGUCAGCUGAUCAGCUCUCCCACCUUCAGUGCCUCAGCUGCCCUGUUCGGAGAGGCUGCCCCCCAGGUGAAGUCAGAGCGUUUGCGGGGACUGCUUGACCGGCAGCGAGCCCUGCAGGAGGCCCUGAGCCUGAAACUUCAGGAGCUCCGCAAAGUGUGUCUCCAGGAGGCGGAGCUGACCGGCCAACUGCCCCCCGAGUGCCCGCUGGAGCCUGGGGAACGGCCUCAGCUGGUCCGCCGGCGGCCCCCUGCCGCCCGAGCCUACCCUGCAUCGCACCCCAACCCAGCACACCGCUCCUUGUGCCCUGCUGAGGAGCUGGCUCUCGAGGCCCUGGAGCGCGAGGUGUCCGUGCAGCAGCAGAUCGCGGCCGCCGCCCGCCGCCUGGCCUUGGCCCCGGAGCUGAGCGUCGAGCAGCGCCGGCGCCGGCGCCAGGUGCAGGCAGAUGCACUGCGGAGGCUGCACGAGCUGGAAGAACAGCUGGGGGACCUCCGGGCCCGCCUCGGCCUCCCGGGGCUCCCCCCGCCACAGCCCCUGGCCCUGGCCGCGGGGGCGGUCAUCACCGCCCAGGGAAUGUGCCUGGGCACGCGCCUCGCUCAGCUCAGCCAAGAGGACGUAGUUCUGCACUCGGAGAGCAGCUCCCUCUCAGAGUCUGGGGCCAGCCAUGAUAAUGAGGAGCCCCGUGGCUGCUUCCCUCUGGCCGAGCGCCCCUCACCACCCAAGGCCUGGGACCAGCUGCGGGCCGUAUCUGGGGGCAGCCCUGAGCGGCGAAUCCCAUGGAAACCACCCCCGUCAGAUCUUUAUGGGGAUCUGAAGAGCCGGCGGAACUCUGUGGCCAGCCCCACCAGCCCGACGCGCUCGCUGCCCAGGAGUGCCUCCAGUUUUGAGGGGCGAAGCGUGCCCGCCACCCCUGUCCUCACCCGGGGCGCUGGCCCCCAGCUCUGCAAACCCGAAGGCCUGCAUUCUCGCCAGUGGUCCGGCAGCCAGGACUCCCAGAUGGGCUUCCCCCGGGCAGAGCCUGCCUCCGACCGCGCCUCCCUCUUUGCAGCCCGCACCCGUCGCAGCAACAGCUCUGAGGCCCUGCUUGUGGACCGGGCGGCCGGUGGGGGAGCUGGCUCCCCGCCUGCGCCUCUGGCUCCGCCUGCCGCUGGCCCCCCGGUCUGCAAGAGCAGCGAGGUGCUGUACGAGCGCCCCCAACCAACCCCUGCCUUCUCCUCCCGCACAGCUGGCCCCCCAGACCCUCCCCGGGCUGCCCGGCCUAGCUCAGCUGCCCCUGCCUCCCGUGGGGCCCCCCGGCUCCCGCCCGUGUGCGGGGACUUCCUCUUGGACUAUUCCCUGGACCGGGGCCUGCCCCGCAGCGGCGGCGGCGGCGGCGGCGGCGGGCCAGGCUGGGGGGAGCUGCUGCCUGCAGCUGAGGUCCCAGGACCUCUCUCCCGCCGGGAUGGGCUCCUCACCGUGCUCCCAGGCCCACCACCCGUGUAUGCAGCUGACGGCAGCAGCCCCCUCCUCCGCAGCAAGGACCCCCACGCCCGUGCCGCCCGCACCAAGCCCUGCGGCCUGCCCCUGGAGGCCGCCGAGGGGCCGGACGUGCAUCCGAACCCUCUGCUGUGGAUGCCCCCGCCCACCCGUAUCCCCCCAGCCGGGGAGCGCAUCGGCCACAAGAACCUUGCCCUGGAGGGGCUGCGGGACUGGUACAUCCGCAACUCGGGACUGGCCGCCGGGCCGCAGCGGCGGCCUGUGGUCCCCCACGUGGGCCCACAGCACCCGCCCUUCCUUCAUGCCCGCUGCUAUGAGGUGGGCCAGGCGCUGUACGGGGCCCCCAGCCAGGCGCCGCUCCCGCACUCGAGGAGUUUCACGGCACCCCCUGUCUCCGGCAGAUACUACGCGGACUUCCUGUACCCCCCGGAGCUGAGCGCUCGUUUAAGUGACCUGACGCUAGAGGGGGAGCAGUCCUCCAGUUCUGACCCCCAGACCCCGGGGACGCUGGUCUGACCCCUUCUGAUAUGCCCCUUGUUGGCCUGGGCACGACUUUAAUCUGGGGGAGCGCACAGCUGACCUCGCUGAACCCUGGGGUGUGGUUGCUGUCAGUCCUGGGGGGUGCCGACCUGAUCUUCCAAGGCCCCUGGCUCCUCGUGGACCCACGAAGGUGUCUGACACCCUGCUUCCCCUUUCACACUGUGCUGGGAACUGGGACCCUCAGCCAGCUUAAAAGAGGGGCGAUGGUGUAACGGGGACUCCAGGCCCCUUCCUCCAUUUCUGUUUACACUUGUGAUUUAGGUCUUCACUGUCUUCCCCCAACACUAGACGUUUUAUAAAAGGGAAACUGUGAUCUCGUCCUGGUUGGGUUCAUUCCUGUCCCCAUGCCCAGCCCGUUCCAUUCAGGAAACCCCACCCCCCAAAAUAAACGGACCAUAUAGGGUCUCAGGGCCCUUUUCGGGGCAGCCAGGAGACUCUGGUGUGAACAGAACUCCCCGCCACCCCCCACCAGGCCAGUUCUUGGGGAGGUGGGCUCUCUGCCCACAUUUGGAAGGACUGAAGGCUGGGUAGGGGGCUUGGGUUCAUUUUCCUACCGCCAGGGGCACCCGAGGGAGCCCCAGCCCUUGUCUGCCUGUCUGUGCCCGCUGCCUCUGCCCGCAGGAUGAGAUGGCCCAGCCUCCACCCUGUCUAGCCCGGUCAGGCAGUUGGCCCUGCAGGAGGGCCCAAGGGCAGAGCCGCCGGGCAUGUUGCGUCCUGGGAUGCUGCGGUGGUGGAGCCUGGCAUCUGGUCGAUGCCAGUAAAAUCCUCAGGUGACGGUUGGCCAAAAGCUGCGUCACGUCUUCCUUGGCUUUCUUUCCACCCACCACUUUUUAAAACAAAUCUACACAAGCUGUGUUUUCUAUGAUACCUAUCUGUGACUUUCUGGAGCUGGGGGUCCCCCUACCUCCUUUACCUGGUGUUAAACUUUUCUUUUUCUACCAGUGGAUCUGGGCCCAAGACACUACCCACACUGGAAGGGGAUUUCUAUAAUAAAUGUGUAA